UUGGCCGGAGCCGGCUUCCGUCCUGCCGGGAGGUUGGUUGGCGGGGGAGGCUACGCGCGGCAGGUCCCGAAGAUGGCGCCCGUCGGUGGGGCGGUGCGGGCCGGUGCGGGUUACUGGGCCGUGCUUUCCCGGUGCUGCGGGAGGGUCGUGGUCGCGCCUCUCUUCGGCGGCGCGGCUUAUUCCUCCGUGCCUGCGGUGAACAGCAGGGAAGGCCAGCAGAGAGAAGCUUCAACAAGGAGAAGAGGCAGGACACCACAGUUUGUAAGAUCACAUGUACCUCCAAGAACUGAGAGGAUGGCUGUUGAUCAGGACUGGAGCAGUGUUUAUCCAACAGCAGCUGCAUUCAAACCUGCCUCUGUGCCUCUCCCAAUUCGAAUGGGUUACCCAGUGAAGAGAGGAGUACCUCCACCAAAAGAAGGCAACUUAGAACUUAUAAAGAUUCCCAAUUUUUUGCAUCUUACUCCUCCUGCAAUUAAGAAACACUGUGCAGCUCUUAAAGAUUUCUGCACUGAAUGGCCAAGUGCUUUGGACAGUGAUGAGAAAUGUGAACAGCAUUUUCCUAUUGAAAUUGAAACAAUAGAUUAUGUUUCUGCAGGGACGUCUAUUCGUAAUCCCAAAGCAAGAGUGGUGACUUUAAGAGUUAAACUUUCGAACCUGAAUAUGGAUGACCAUGCAAAGAAGAAGCUCAUUAAACUUGUAGGAGAGCGGUACUGUAAGAAUACAGAUAUGCUCACAAUUACAACGGACAGGUGUCCGCUAAGAAGACAGAACUAUGAUUAUGGCAUACACCUCCUCACAGUUUUGUACCAUGAAUCUUGGAAAACUGAGAUGUGGGAGAGCGAGAAGACUGAGGAAGACAUGGAAGAGUAUAUCUGGGAAAAUAGCUGCUCUCAGAAAAAUGCCUUGGAUACACUACUUCGAAUAAAAGCCUCAGAGAAUGUCAGUAAUGUAACUAAGGAAGAGCUCCUUGCAUCUGAAGUGGUUAAGAAUUACAGAAACUCUGUAACUGCACUUAAAAAUGAAGGUGAAACAGAAGAUAACAUGUCUCAGUAUAAGGAAUCUGUGAAGAAACUAUUGAAUAUACAAGCAUUACCAUGAGAGCAGACUCUGCAGGUACACCUGAUUAUUACGGAAAUAUUGAACUACUAUGUUAAUAUUUCUGUAUGAUAUGGAUAUAUAAUUAUUCAGAACCUUAACCAAAAAUAUGAAACUUGAUGAUUAGUUAAUUUCAAUAGUAAUCAGAUUUUUCUUUACCCCUGGAUUUUCUUGUAAAUAUAAUUUUCCUGUCCAUGAAUCUUGUUCUUUGAAUAAAGUAUGUUUUGAGUCAUAUUGGUGACUUGAACAUUCUAUUCUGUGCUUUCAUAGCUUGGGAGAUCCUGGUUCCGUCCUCUGCUUAAUCACAUUCUGACUUCUCACACAACUUCUUUUGGCAUAUAAUUUAGAGCAACAGUGUCAAAAACAAUGAAAUUACUUAGGCUCCCAGUUCCAUUAACUAAGAGUGUGAAAGUUAAGAGCUCUAGACUUUCUAAAUGCUUUUGAAAUGUCACUCAGAUUUUUCUAUAUCUGUACUCCCUAUCUGUAAAAUAAAGAUAAUGUUACCUAAGUAGUUUAACUUUUGGAGAGGUGUUGAAGCACACUGAGCAGUGUGAGGUUCUCUCAGUUGUCAUCAUGAGGGCUAACAAAUACCCUAAGUAAAAAUACCUGUCUCUAAAAUGAUGGAAUAAAAUACAGUAGAAAAUGGGAUGGUCGUGGGAAGGUGAACUAGCAGUUAUUGACAGGAUACCAAAGUACAUGGGAAAGGAAGAAUGAUGAGAGUUGCUGAAAGUGAGAGCUGGUGAGUAGUGAGGCGAGUAUAUAACUUAAAUAGGAAUGGACUGAGUCUUGGUACCCUGAGGCCUGCUGAGUUGUCUCUUGAAUGUACCCAGACUUUUCAAGGAAAAAAACAUUUGUAGCAUCCAGCUUACUGCUGUGAAGCACAGAGAAAGAAAUUAUAUGGAUGUUUAUCUUAUAUUUGGUAAUUUGUAUUUGAAAGGAAUUGAUUUGAAACACUGGAAUCACAUGCAAAAAUCACAGGCAAUUUCUAUUGCCCUCUCACAGUUAAGGAAAAAAAAAAACUUAAAAAUAUCAGCUUGAAAGGACAUAAAUAACUCUAUUCUUGCUUUUAUUGUACCUUCCUGGCGUACUAAGAUUUCAGCUGAGAGGGAAAGUCUUCAUUUUCUGGAAGGGGCAGAGGGAGUUUUUAUUCAUCAGACUUAAGGAUUCUGCAUACCUGUAAAAGAACCUAGCAUGUGGCACUGCCAGCAACUCGUUGAGAGGAAACAGCAUAAGAAUAAGGACAUUGAAAACUGAAGGGAAUUGAUUUCUGCAGUGUUCUGUGUGCCUCGACUCACUGACUGCUAGGAUUUCUCAUUGUUUGUUUUGUGUUUACAUACAGCCAAAGCGUGUAUGUAUUCCCAUUUCCAAAAUAUUGUCAGUUUUGGAAGGAUUCUUCUUAGGUAGAGAUUGUUUUCAUAUGGCAGGAGACUGAGUUUAAUGCAGCUUUUUACUCCCUAUACGAAUCUGCCAGAGCUGUAGCUAAGAUUGAAAAUGCUUGUCGUGUAAUCCCGAUUUUGCACUUACCAACUUGGUUAUUUAGUGGUCCUUCCUUUUAGAUUUGUAUUAAUGUGAAGUUUUAGCAGAAGCUUAAUAUGAGGAAAGUUUUAGCUGGUACCAGGUUGUUCCUUUAUUCAGGGAUAAUGAGAGUAACAUUUAAAAUUCUCAUUUGAAAUAGUACAUCUGUGUAAUUCCUAGUCUUUUUUGAACAGCCAUGAAACCAAAAUUACUGAGGCAGUAACUGCAGUUUGACUCAGAACGGUAUGGAUGGUGGAGUUGUGCCUGGCUGUAUUCCAAAGGUGGUUUCGUUCUAGUAUGUACACAAGAGAAAUUUGUUUCCUUAAUUAGCUUUGUCAGUGCUUGCAUAAGCAAGCAUAUGUAACUAACUUCUGUUUUGCAGUGGCAUGUCUUGUACCAGACUGUCGUGAGUAAUGCCCUUAAAUGUUUUUAAGAAACCCAAAAUCCCAUAAGCUUGCUUUUCUGCAUAAAGUUGUCGUCAGGCAUAUGAGCACCUGAUAAAAUCCUCCCUGCGACAGAGGACAAGUUAAUUUUCCUUUGCUCUUCAUAGAUUUUAAAUGGACCUAAGCAGAACUCUGUAUGAAAGUUGUAGUUAAACUAACAAUUUGACUUACGAAUAAUAAUGGCUGGUAGAAAGAACAGCACAGCAAAGGAAAUUGAUUUUUCAUUUUGAUUGUAUUAGCAUUUCAUUAGCCUCACAGAUAAUUCAUGGAAAACCUAAAAUGCACAGGCUUCUAGAGUUCCCUCUGAAGUGUUCAAGCCUAGCUUAUAUACAUUCUAUACAUGUUUCAAGAAAUACAGGCAGGAUAAAAGGUGGCUGUCUCCUGAGUGCCAGGGCACUAAAAUGUCUCCAUUUAUACUAUGUCUAAGCAGUUUUCCAGUAGUAUCUGGCUUAAUGACCCUAUGGCUAUAGAACGCUUGGCCAGCUGGCCUUAGAAAUCUGCAAGAUUGACCUCCAGCCUUGGUUUUCAAUGUCAUCUUCACUUCCUCUCCUUGCUAAGAAACAUGCGAGCAAAAUUAAAAACCUUUAUAAUCCUGUAAGUGCCCAAUCAAGCUGCUAGAAUCAAAGGCAAUAUAAAAUUGAGAGUUACACUUGUGAUUUUUACUAAUGGUUUAUAUGUUACAGUACAGAACUUGUGUAAUGCAGUGGACUGGAUCAAAGGUAGCCUGGAUUGUAUUUUGAGCUCUUUGUCAUCUUGGAUGUUUCUCUUUCUGUUUUUCUGCUUCUCCCUCUAAACUGUUUGUGUUUGAGGGUGGCAGUAUUUCUCUGUGAUUAUGUAGAAUACCUAGAACACUGGGAUCCUAACUCCAGUGGGAGUCUUCCCAGCCUUGAUGAUGUAUAAUAUAGCAUGUGUUUUUAUGAACUGAACUACACAUUUUUAUUUUCCUGUACUUGCGUACUCUUGCAGAGUCCUGAUACUCUUGCAGACCAUCUCAUUGGAAACCUGCACUGAAGUUUAAAAACAGUGAAGAGUUAAAGAGUAAUAGACUUACAGGUUAAGCAACUCUACAGCGCAGUAAUAAGUACAUCCUUAGCAAUGGUCACUUAUUAAUGUAUCAUGUACAUUAGAAUGUAAAUGCAUGACU
Molecule: messenger RNA, 4197 nt
Organism: Gymnogyps californianus (California condor)
Lineage: Eukaryota; Metazoa; Chordata; Aves; Accipitriformes; Cathartidae
Gene: MRPS35
Product: mitochondrial ribosomal protein S35
Exons: 8
Coding region: 73-1098 (341 amino acids)
Biological process (GO): mitochondrial translation
Cellular component (GO): mitochondrial small ribosomal subunit
Molecular function (GO): structural constituent of ribosome
Source: RefSeq, a predicted model, not a curated record